Parascedosporium putredinis is the source of this 1389-nucleotide messenger RNA. The record is from the annotation of a GenBank genome assembly. NCBI's taxonomy places the organism in Eukaryota, Fungi, Ascomycota, Sordariomycetes, Microascales, Microascaceae.
AUGGCGACCGAAGAGGAGCCGUCGUACAUUGAUUACGACACCUUUCUCGACCCCGACUUCAACCCCAAGACAUUUGCCAACUCCCUUGUCCUGCUCACCAACAAUGCCAACGACCUGCCGCUCGACUUGUCAACACCCUUGUCGAAAGUCCUCUUUGAUAUCCAAGAGAUUGACUCGCACAUCGAUGUGCUAACCACGAAAUCGGCCGUGCCCCUCCUCAAAUACACGCGAGACCAGAAUGACGCGAGCGGCCGAAUCAUCUCGGAGCUCGACCAGCACAUCAAGAGCCUGAACGACAGCUAUCGCCAGCUCGAGAAGGAGGUCAUUGAUAGGCACGCCGAGGCGGAGGAGGUCAGGGUUGUAGCGACGCGCCUAUGGGAAUCCCUGCGCCUCGCCCGAUCCGUUAGCCGCUGCCUCCAGCUCGGACGGCAGCUCGAGGUCCAGCACGCCGAAAUCUCGGGGUCCGGGUCCAGCGGGACACCCUCGUCGUCGAGCGCCGCGAAGCCCGCCAAGGGCGACCACAAGGCCCUGGUGCGGUGCGCGCACACCAUCCUGCUCCUCCGCGAGGUGCUGGAGCGCAACAAGCCCGGGGAGGAGGGCCACGGCCUCGACAAGGUGGACGUGGUGCGCAGCUUGAAAGACGCGGUGAUUGCGCCGAUUGAGCGCGCGGUCCGCGAGACGGCCGAGCGCAUCCUCCGCGAGUUCAACGUCCCCGGCGACGCCACGUUCAACCAGGCGGACGAGGCGAGGUCGCGCCUGCUCUCGUCGCUGUCGACGCUGUACCUGCUGUCGCCCAUGAACUGGGAAAAGCCUGAAAAAUGGACCCCGAAGUUCCUCCUCCAGUCCCUCGAGGCCUACCUGCGUGCUAGCCUCCAGGCGAGCGCCACCACCCUGGCGCGCGCUAGGCCAGUUGCCGACGUUGGACCGAGCUCUCGCCGAGGUGGCGGCCAAGCCCCGAACCACCCUUUGUUCGAGAGCCUCCUCCCCGCCCCACCCGUGGCUACCGCCGGCGCUGCCGGUCCCGCUGCCGCCGCUGCCGUCGCCGCGCAGCUACAGAAGCAGCAGCCGCAACAGAAUCUGCUGCAGCCCUUGCUCGGGUACCUCGAGACGGGCUCGCUGGCGUCGUACUACUGGCGCACCCUGGCCAGCAACAUGGUGUCGCGCGUGCAGGAGCUCUCGAACCGCGGGGGCGUGGUGGCUCGCACGCUCAAGACCAACCGGGCUAACGUGGGCGACGCCAUUAGGGAAUGCGUGAUCAAGGGCUCGCAGACGCCCCGCGCGCUGCUGGCGGUGAAGAAUAGGAAAGCCGGCGAUGGGGAGGAGGUCAAGUGGGAUCGUGAGAUUGCCGUCAUGGUGGGCAGUGUCGUCAAUAAUCUUGGCGGGAGAUGA